Messenger RNA from Rhododendron vialii, 1141 nucleotides. RefSeq names its product protein S40-6-like. Bases 499 to 1023 code for a protein of 174 amino acids. The transcript is spliced from 2 exons. NCBI's taxonomy places the organism in Eukaryota, Viridiplantae, Streptophyta, Magnoliopsida, Ericales, Ericaceae. The record is from RefSeq and is a predicted model, not a curated record.
UCAACCACACUUCUAAAAAGUGUUAUAAAUCCACAAUGUCAACAUCCAUGGCCCCAUUCUCAUAAUUUAGUGGACUUCUGUGAUCACCAAAAUGCAACUUCUAUAAUGGAACUGAUGUUCUAUUCAUCAUCUCUUACUCCUCUCUAAUUCUCUCUCUCUCUCUCUCUCUCUCUCUCUCUCUCUCUCUCUCUCUCUUUUUAAACCUUUUCUUUUCUGCAUUUGGGUUCCAAAAAUUGGGGAGAGACUUGAGAAUUUUCUCCCCCUGCGGUUUGAUUUUUUAGCAUCGCUAUCUUUCUAUGGGUUUUCUAAAGGAUGCAAAUAUGAAUUAGAGACAACCUGGAUUCUCUUAAUCCAUCUUUAGCUCCCCCUCUGGCUCUAUGCACCAAGAACUCUCUCAAAUAUUAACAGUUAUUUUGCAGAUUUUGCAUAUUUCCUUUUCAGAAAUCUGAGCUACCUCUAAAUUUUGAAGCUUUGGUAUCCAGGGAAAGGGCAAUCAGCAUGGAGGGAAGGUACGGUUGGACAUCCUUGAAAAAUGAAGAAUUCCAAGAAGAAGAUAUUUGGGCUGUUCUGAAGGAAAGCACAGAUUUUACUACCUCCAAGGUUGGUUCAUCAGAUUCCCCUACUUCUAAUUCAAGGCAGCAGCUCCCCAAAACUAGCAGCAUAAUGAUCCCAAGAGCUAACAACAAUUCCGCUCAAGAACGAAAAAUAUUUCCGAAAUCAGCACCGGUAAAAAUACCCGAUUGGUCAAAGAUUUAUGGUGAGAACUCAAAGACUGGUUCAUGGCUUGAUGUUGAUCAUGACCAUAAUGAUAAUGAUCAUGAUCAUGAUGUUGGUAGUGAUGAAGAUGAUGAUGAUGAUGAUGAUGGGAAAGUGAUGCCCCCACAUGAAUGGAUGGCAAAGAAGCUAGCAAGGAGUAAUACAUUUUCUUUCUCUGUUUGUGAAGGGGCUGGGAGGACUCUCAAAGGGAGAGACCUAAGUAGGGUAAGGAAUACUGUGUUAACCAAAACUGGGUUCCUCGAGUAAGAUGGCCAUCGUAAUUAUCAUGAUGGCGGUACCAUGUCAUCAAGAUGAUUGGUAAAAAUGGGAUGGUCAAGUGGGUAAUUACCAUUAUUAUGCUGUAGAUAAGGAUAUCUGUUUAUCA